Messenger RNA from Peromyscus californicus insignis, 5051 nucleotides. RefSeq names its product TNF receptor superfamily member 9 (gene Tnfrsf9). Gene Ontology annotation, biological process: negative regulation of cell population proliferation; apoptotic process. Gene Ontology annotation, molecular function: signaling receptor activity; cytokine binding. Gene Ontology annotation, cellular component: external side of plasma membrane. The record is from RefSeq and is a predicted model, not a curated record. The coding region runs from base 404 to 1177 and encodes 257 amino acids. The transcript has 9 exons. Lineage: Eukaryota; Metazoa; Chordata; Mammalia; Rodentia; Cricetidae.
AACUCUGCGCUUGCGCAGCUGCCGAAACGCCGCAGGAAUGGCUCUUUGCAGCGUCUGCUGCGGUCCCUGGUCGUCCUAGGGUCACGGAGAACUGCGACCCUGUGGAUUUCCGGGGGGAAGAGGGUGGCUUGAAGGUGUGACGCGCUUGCUGGUGGCCGAGGCGAAUGUGCUGGGCAGAAAGUGACACUGUUUAGCGAAUUCCCAGCCCUGGGCUCGGGCUGUCGUGACUGUCAUGCUCCAGAGUUACUGAGAGCUGGUUCUUCAAGCUCCAGAGGCCCCUCGUGUUCAGUUGAGUCACCAAGUCCUGUGUUUGACCUGUGGUCUUCUGGGGCGGCAGAACUUCGCUGAGCUUCUGACAGAGCAGAAGGUUCUUCACUGCCCUGAGAUCACAAGUGUCAUAUGUAUGCGAGACUUUGUCAUGGGAAACAGCUGCUACAUGGUGGUAACUGUGCUGCUGGUGGUGGGCACCGAAAGGACGAGAGCCCUGCGGGAUUCCUGUGACAAGUGUGAGGCUGGUACUUUCUGCAAGAAAGACAAUCCAGUUUGUACCAGCUGCCCUCCAAGCACUUACUCCAUCAGGGGUGGACAGCCAUACUGCAACAUCUGCAAAGUGUGUGUAGGUUAUUUCAGGUUGAAGAAGCCUUGCUCCUCGACCAGUGAUGCAGAGUGUGAAUGCACCGAGGGACUCCACUGCUUGGGGCCAAAGUGUGCCAGGUGUGAAAAGGACUGCAAGCCAGGCCAAGAGUUAACAGAGCAGGGUUGUAAAAACUGUGGCUUCGGGACAUUUAAUGAUCAGAACGGUGGUGGCAGCUGUCGACUCUGGACAAACUGCUCUCUAGUUGGAAAGUCCGUGCUUGAGAACGGGACCAAGGAGAAGGACGUGGUCUGUGGGCCCACUUUGGCCAGCCUCUCUCCAGUUACCUCCCCCCCCACCGCCGUGCCGGCCCCCGGAGGGCUCCCCUUGCAGGUCCUUACCGUGUUCCUGGCGCUGACCUCGGCCAUACUGCUGUUCCUGCUCUUCAUCAUUCUCUGGCUCGUGGUGGCCAGAUGGAGCGGCAAGAAAUUCCCCUACAUAUUCAAGCAACCAUUUAAGAUGGCCGCUCGAACGGCUCAAGAGGAAGAUGGGUGUAGCUGCCGAUUUCCAGAGGAAGAAGAAGGAGGAAGCUAUGAGAUGUGAUGUGCCAUCCCAGGAGAUGUGGGGGUCCUCAGGAAAUCGAGGAGCAGCACAAGAACCCCACUGUCCUUUCCCAACACCAUCCUAGACAAUGUGCAAGUGCUCACCCCAUCCAAGCCUCUUCUAAUGCUAAUGGAUUUGUCUUUACCAUUUUUAAAUUUUUAUUUUUAAACUUUGUGUAUGAGUGUUUUGCCUGUGUGUGUGUGUGUGUGUGUGUGUGUGUGUGCACUCAUGCACACACACCAUGUGGUUCCUGAUGCCAGCUGAAGCCAGAAGAGAGGGUGUUGAAUCCACAGAAAUUGAAGCUAUGGAUAGUUGUGUACUGGGAACCAAACCUGUGUCCUUCGCAAGGGCAGCCAAUGGUCUUAACCACUGAGCCAUCUCUCCAGCACUGCCCUGGACAUUUUUAAUAGGAGUGUGGGAAGAGUAUGAGGUGAAAGACCAAUUUUUGGAUUCUCCUUAAUAAGAUAUAUAUAAUGCUGGGUGUGAAGGUGCACACCUUUAAUCCCAGCACUAGGGAGCCAGGAGAAGGCGAUUCUCUGUGAGUUCCGGGCCAGCCAGGGCUGUACAGAGAAACCAUGUGUCAAAAAACAAACAACUAGCCAGGUGGUGGUGGCACACGCCUUUAAUCCCAGCACUCGGGAGGCAGAAUUGGAGGUCAGCCUGGUCUACAGAGCAAGUUCCAGGACAGGCUCCAAAACUACACAGAGAAACCCUGUCUCAACAAAACAAAACAAAACAAAAAACAACUAAAAACCAACCCCCCCACACAAAAAAAACUCCAAGAUAUAUAACCUAAUCUAAAGAAAAUGGCAGUUUCAGUUGGAUUACAUGGACCAGUGGUCCAGCUAAAAUCCUUGUAAAAUCAAUGUAGGUGUGUGUGUGUGUGUGUGUGUGUGUGUGUGUGUGUGUGUGUGUGUGGUGUAGGUGUAAAUAGGAUGCAUGUAUGGCUCUAUGUAAUAAGCAGCAUGUUUCCCCACCCAAAUUUCCCCAGGUUUCUCACUUACUACACCACUUCCCUCCACUGUCUGGAGAGUGGGAGGCCCCGUGUUCCCGUGUCCCCAUCUGGAAAAGGCCUGUCAGAAUUUGAGGGGGAGCUUCAGAGGAGUUCACAUGUGUGUCUCUCCUGUGUCCUCUCCCUCCCCACACUUCUGCUGCUCUGUGUCAGGCUCAUCAGUAAACAUACCAACCAGGAAAGGCACAAAACACUGAGAAGAGGGAACACCUGUGACCUCACCGGAGCAAGGCCUCCCCACCCCCACCUCGCCCUCACCCCACCCCACCCCGCCAUGGUCAAACAUGGCUGCUGCUUCCCUUUAUGUGGCUCCUGUACAGCUUAAGAGCUAAAAAUGGUUUUAAAUCUUAUUUAUUUAUUUAUUUGAGACACGAUCUCACUGGGUAGCCCUGGUUGGCCUAGAACUCACUCUGUAGAUCAGACUGGCUCAAGCUCACAGAGAUCCACCUGCCUCUGCCUCCAGAGUACUGGAAUUCAAACUGUGCACCACCAUGCCCAGCUAUCCUUUCAAUUUUUAAAAUUAUAAAAAUUGAGCUCUUGCGAAAUUUGAGCCUGUUUUUCUCUUCCUGUUUAUUUUGUUUGUUUGUUUUUGGUUUUUUUAAAGGUUUAUUUAUUCAUUAUGUAAACAGUGUUCUGCCUGCAGGCCAGAAGAGGGCGCCAGAUCUCAUUACAGAUGGUUGUGAGCCACCAUGUGGUUGCUGGGAAUUGAACUCAGGACCUCUAGAAGAACAGCCAGUGCUCUUAACCUCUGAGCCAUCUCUCCAGCCCUGGUUUUUUGUUGUUGUUGUUGUUUUGUUUUGUUUUUCUUUUCUGUUUUUCUCGAUUCCAAAAAUCCUUAUCGUGUAGUUAGGUACCCCCUAACUGUGGUGAGUGUUUUUGAGCGUUCCGAUAUCAUGCUGUGUGGAAGCAGCUUGCUUUAGUCAUCAGAACUGUAUUUAUAACUCCCGUUGCUGUGUAGAGCACCAAGGGGUGUCCCUUCUGCAGAGACCAGUCUGUCCUCUCCAGAGCUAUGUUCGGGAUCUUCAGUCACUGGUUCUUUUACUGUUUUACCCAAGUUCUUUUACUGUUGUCUGGGCGGGAGAGUCACCAGGGAGACAGACUGAAAGUAGAAUAAUUGCUGGGCCUCAGGGCAGAUGCCUUCAUCAGUUAGGAUGAGCCCUGUUAUGCAGAAAUAAUAAGUGACACCUGCAUCCCGGUGGAGUCCAGCGAAAUGGAGGGACAUUUCUUUUUGAGUGUGUGUGGGUGUGUGGGUGUGUGUGUGUGAACCGGAUGUCAACCUCGAGUGCUGUUCUUCAGAUCUCUUACUGAUCUAGGGCUCGGCUGGCUGGUCCAGGAGCCCCAGGGUUCUCCCAGGCUCCACUUCCCCAGGGCUGGGAUUACAAGUGUGUGUUACCACACUUGGCUUUUUCUCGUGGGUUCUGAGGACUGAACUUGGGUUCUCACGCUUGCACAGCAUGCACUUAACCGGGCGAGCAUCUCCCUCGUCCGCCAAACUCAUCUCUUACUGUGAUCACAGGCCCCUUCUAGCUGUGGCUCUGUCUGUUACAAGCUUUGAAAGCUUGGAUCCCAGCUGGUGGCUGCUGAGGCUUUAGGAGGUGAGCCUGGCUGGCAGGAGAUUUAGGGCAGUUCCUUGACGGUUCUACGUGUCCCCGGUCCCAGCCUGCUUUCUCGGCUCCCUGAACCACUCAGCGUGAAGGAGCCUUCCACAGCUGCUCCUGCUGCUGUGAAUGCCACCAUAUACUCCUGGUACCAUGCCUUCUCUGCUGCGAUGGACCAAAAUCCCCCCGAAACCAGGAGCCAAACAAACUCUUCCUGCCCCAGACUGCGCUGUUCAGGUGGUCCAUCUUAGCAACACCGUAAACAACGUCUGUGCGUGUUCUGUCUCCACAACACCACAAACAACGUCUGCAUCCUUUGUAAGCUGUCUCUUUGACCUGGGAGGAGGGAGCAGUUUCUACUUGGAAUGUUGGGCACCUAUAGCAAAGAGGGGUUUGCCACUUCAGACAUAUAUGAUUGGUUAGAUGCUAACCUUUGCAGCCAGGCACAUAGCUGAGCCAGGCAAUAAAUACAGUAACUAGGUGGGCGUGGCGGCACAUGCUUUUCUGAGCGUUGGUCUGUCAUGCUGCUGCCUUCUUGCCGGCAUCUGACUGCUUUAAUGACUGACAACCUCCCUGCCCUGGCUAUCAUCAGACUCCCUUAUCUUGUCAGUGUGGUAGUACAAAUAGCAUUUACUGUAGUCUUAUUUUGUAUUUCUUUCUUGACAGAUGAGUGACCUGUCACAUAGUCAUAUCCUAUUUGACCCUUUUAUAAAAGAAAGAUUUAGGGCUGGAGAGAUGGCUCAGAGGUUAAGAGCACUAACUGCUCUUCCAGAGGUCCUGAGUUCAAUUCCCAGCAACCACAAGGUGGCUCACAACCAUCUGUAAUGAGAUCUGGUGCCCUCUUCUGGCCUGUAGUCAUCCAUGCUGUAUACAUAAUAAAUAAAUAAAACUUAAAAAAAUAAAUUUAAAAAAAAGAAAGAUUUAGCUAGGCAGACUGAUGCAUGCUUUUAAUCCCGGCACUUAGGAGGCAGUGGCAGAGGCAGGUGCAUCUCUGUGAGUUUGAGGCCAGCCUGGUCUACAGAGUGAGUUCCAGGAUAGCUAAGGCUACACAGAUAGAUCCUGUCUCAAAAAAAAGGUCAAAUAAAUAAAAUUAAAAAUAAAUAUGUGGUGAUAUUCUGUUUGUGCUCUAACAAAUGAAGCUUGCCUGGAGAUCAGAGUGUGGAGCUAGCCACUAGUUAACCAAUAUCUGGCUGUGGGAUUUUAUUAUUAAGACCAAUUAGAAUUUGUGCCACAUAAAUAAAAUAAAAAGGUCUACUUAUUUUUA